This is a messenger RNA of Helicoverpa armigera (cotton bollworm), 2434 nucleotides long. It is a transcript of the gene Adck1, whose product is annotated as aarF domain-containing kinase 1. The coding region runs from base 145 to 1689 and encodes 514 amino acids. The transcript is spliced from 6 exons. NCBI's taxonomy places the organism in Eukaryota, Metazoa, Arthropoda, Insecta, Lepidoptera, Noctuidae. Gene Ontology annotation, molecular function: ATP binding; protein kinase activity. The record is from RefSeq and is a predicted model, not a curated record. Gene Ontology annotation, biological process: protein phosphorylation.
CAGUGAAAUCGUAAUUGAAUGAUGACAUUUCUUUCAAUGUUCACGUCCUAUUUGCAUGGCUGUUGAGUGCCUUCACGUAGAAAACAGUUUUAAGUAGUAAUAUGUGACUAUUACGUAGCAACUAGAAACUUGUAGAUUAUAAAGAUGUUUUCGAGAAAAGUAAGUCGGGUGGUGAAGUAUGGACUGUACGGCAGUGUAGCAAUAGGUGGUUCAGUCACCGCUGCCGUAAAACUUAACGAUGGUGAUUAUGACUCCUUGGCUAUCGUCAGACUCUCCAGGACAGCGUACACGGCAGUGGAAAUUGGGAGGACGUAUAAGUCGUUGCUCUACAGCAAGGAAUGGGAUAGAAGCUCAAAAGAAUAUUUGGAGGUCAAGAGUCAAGCUCAUCAAAUUGGGGCACAGAAACUGCUUGAGCUAUGUAAAGCCAACAAAGGUGUGUACAUAAAGGUAGGGCAGCAUGUAGGCGCCUUGGACUACUUACUGCCCAAUGAGUAUGUGAUGACAAUGAGAAUAUUGCAUAAGGAUGCUCCACAAAACACUGUGGAGGAGCUGUAUAAAGUGAUGAAAGAAGAUUUGAAACAGGAUCCCAAAGAUUUAUUUGAAGAAUUCGAGCCUGAACCACUUGGUACUGCCUCACUAGCACAAGUACAUAAAGCUAAAUUGAAAGAUGGCACAGACGUGGCAGUUAAAGUUCAACAUUUCUUUGUCAGAGACAAUGUGAAAAUAGACCUCAAAUGGAUGGAAUUCAUCAUAAACACAAUGUCAAAAAUAUUUCCUGACUUUGAAAUGCAAUGGUUAAUUGAUGAAACCAAAAAGAAUAUAGCAAAAGAGCUGGAUUUUAUACAAGAAGGUCGUAAUGCAGAGAGAGUGGCUGAAUUAUUUAAGAACUACACAUGGUUGAAGGUGCCAAAGAUUUUCUGGGAUUACAGUACUGAAAGAGUUCUUGUUAUGGAGUAUGUCAGUGGUGGUCAGGUCAAUGAUGUUAAGUACAUUGAUGAGCAUAAAAUCAAUAGGUUUGAUCUGUGUAAGAAGCUGGGUGACCUGUAUUCGCACAUGAUCUUCAUCAGUGGUUUCGUACACAGUGACCCUCAUCCGGGCAACAUACUUGUAAAGAAAGAUCCCAAAGAUAAGGAUGUUACCGUCUACCUAUUGGACCACGGUUUGUAUGCUCAAUUGACGGAAAAGUUUAGAUAUCAUUAUUCAAAGUUAUGGCUAUCAAUAAUUGAUCGCAACCGGGAUGAGAUGCGGGUUCAUGCGGAAGAACUGGGAAUACGCAAGGAGUUAUACGGGUUAUUUGCAUGCAUGGUCACUGGGCGACCGUGGGACACCAUUAUGAAAGGCAUUGGUCGGACCAGACCAACGUCUGAUGAGAAAUCAACAUUCCAAAAUGAGUUACCGAACAUUUUGCACUAUGUUACACAAUGUUUAGAGCACGUCGACCGACAGGCUCUUCUAGUGUUGAAGACGAACGAUCUUAUUCGCAGCAUUGAGUACGCUCUCGGUAUGCAAGACCGAAUGUGCGGCUUCGUUAUCAUGAGCCAGUGUUGUGUGCAGAGUGUCUACAACCUCGAGUAUAAGAAUACAUCGUCGCUGCUCAAAAAGUCUUAUUUAAACCUUAAGUUUGGCUGGUCAUUAGUGUUGUUAUAUUUCUACAGUUUAUAUUUAAAGGUACACUUUAAAUUUUCAUAGAAAUAGAAUAGCCAAUAUUAGUCCAAUUUGGGUAUGGUAAAGGGAUUUGUAAGUCUGAGCAAAGCCACUAGAAGCUUUGAAUAUAAUGUACCUACCUAUUUAUUUGUUUAGAAUAGCUCGCGAUGUAUGCACAGCGCAUUCAAAUAGUUUACUGAAAAUGCAGUCGGCUUGAAUAUGUAGAACGUUUGCUACGCACAAUUUGCUAAAUUCAGGCCAUAGUUUUGAUAGCAUUUGACAUAUUCACAAGUGAUGUUUUUCUGUUGCUGUUAUUGCAGCUACUAUCGCUAUUAGAAUCGAAUUUAUAUUUUAGAGUGGUUCCAUACAACUAUGAGCGCAUUGCUAUCGCGAUUUGCACUGACGAUGAUUGAAACUUGUCUAAUGCUAGGUAAAUGUACGUAAAUUUUCACGUUUUAUACAUAGUUUUAACAGAUUGGGGUUGUGUUUAGCAUAAUAAUAAACAAUAAUGCAGAUAGGCAAGACAAGAGUAACGUUAAUAUCCGGUAUGGUUCACAAAGGUGACAAGUUGAGAAACUUGUAACUACAAUAGUUACGCUAGUCCAAAUAAUACCUCCAAAGGCAGGCAGAGUAUUAUUUUUGUACAUAACCAGUGUUAAACUGAUAUUUGUAAAUAAUAAUCAGAUACAGCAAUUUUAUACCAUGUAUAACAUAAAUUAUUAUUAAAAUAUGAUAAUGUUACAUUGUUAAGUUUUAUUUUUGAAAUAGAGAUGUAUUUAUUGUAAAUAAA